Paraglomus brasilianum is the source of this 775-nucleotide messenger RNA. Lineage: Eukaryota; Fungi; Glomeromycota; Glomeromycetes; Paraglomerales; Paraglomeraceae. The record is from the annotation of a GenBank genome assembly.
UGGGUCUACGAGAAUUAUAAUAUCUCUGCUGAGUUCAGGGAUUUUCAAAAGUCAACCAUCGAACAGAUUAAAAAAAAUCCGAUCCUAUGUUAUAAAACGGAUAUACAAAAAAUUCUAUCUCUUUCGAAUAUAAUGCUCAUCGAAAAUAUGAAGCCGUUGUUUCUCUCUAUAUCACAAACUGUUUGGGACAAAAUCUGCCGAAGAAAAUCAUCUCCGGGUCUGCCACUCGAAGUGAAUAACGUAGCUCUUGAGUAUUCUUCUAUGGCAAAUUCUUUUACACCUUUAAGUGAUAUUCAAGACGCAUGGUGUAACAACUUUUCCAAGAUCACGGGAUUGACGGAUCGAGACAAAGAUAAAUUUUGUCAAACGCAAAUUAUUUUUCGAAAUUUUUUAUUGCUGAAUGCAAAAAGUGUGAAGACCAAUAAUGAGGAUACGUUUGUUCAUCAAACUCUGCAUGAUCUACUUGAAGAGAUCUUUCGUGAUUCAAUGUUCGACUUAAUUUGGGCGAACAGCGAAAGUUUUGUUUCAAGGAAUAGACGUUCUAACAGCUCUAGCGACAAGGAAAAUUUUCGAGGUGAAAAACCAGAUUUUAAAAUCAUGACAAAUACAAAAGAAGAGAUUCUUUUUGGUGAAGUCAAGACAAAAUACUCAUUAUCCUUAUUGGUCAAUAAAGAUCUUGUCAAACUUUCCAACUUUCAAGCAGGUGCCUUAGAUGAGUUGGUCAAAAAAUACGGAAACAAAAUUGGUUUGACUUCUUUUGGUAUUUGGAUUUGUG